Molecule: messenger RNA, 1106 nt
Organism: Arabidopsis arenosa
Lineage: Eukaryota; Viridiplantae; Streptophyta; Magnoliopsida; Brassicales; Brassicaceae
Source: the annotation of a GenBank genome assembly
GGUUAAUUGGUGAUUGCUUCAGCAAUGUAUAACUCUGUUCUGUUGCUGCGUCUCUGUCGCCAUCGUCUUCCAACUCUGACUUUGAGCAGCUCUGUCUUCUUCUCGAAAUCGUCUCCCGCUUCUGCUUUCAUGGAUGCUUCAAAUCCCAAUUCUUCUAGAAAAUCUAAUUUCUCUUCCUUCGCUCAGUCCAGUCGAAGCGGUGGUAGAGGAGGAGGCUAUGAGAGAGAUAACGAUCGACGGAGACCUCAGGGACGUGGCGGCGGUGGAGGCGGAAAAGAUAGAAUUGAUGCCCUUGGACGACUCUUGACGAGAAUAUUGCGACAUAUGGCUACUGAGCUGAGAUUGAAUAUGCGAGGUGAUGGUUUUGUUAAAGUUGAAGAUUUACUUAACCUGAAUUUGAAAACUUCUGCAAAUAUUCAAUUGAAAUCACACACGAUUGAUGAAAUUAAAGAGGCUGUGAGAAGGGACAAUAAACAACGGUUUAGCCUCAUCGAUGAGAAUGGUGAGCUCUUGAUUCGCGCUAACCAAGGCCACUCGAUCACGACGGUUGAGUCGGAAAAGUUACUUAAACCAAUACUGUCACCAGAAGAAGCUCCAGUGUGUGUACAUGGAACUUAUAGGAAGAAUUUGGAAUCCAUAUUAGCAUCGGGCUUAAAGCGCAUGAAUAGAAUGCAUGUUCACUUCUCUUGUGGAUUACCAACAGAUGGUGAAGUGAUUAGUGGCAUGAGAAGGAAUGUAAAUGUUAUCAUCUUCCUCGACAUGAAGAAAGCUCUUGAAGAUGGGAUUGCGUUCUACAUUUCAGACAACAAAGUGAUUUUGACUGAAGGCAUUGAUGGAGUAGUGCCCGUCGAUUACUUCCAGAAGAUCGAGUCUUGGCCUGAUCGGCAAUCCAUACCUUUCUGAUUCAUAUAAUUCAACAUCAUGCGAAGAUUCACAAGAUUCUAUGACAAUGAUUGUGUCGAUUCUUGGUGAACCUUGAUUAUGUAAUGGUCUCAAUGUCUUCAAUUGCACAUAUGCCAGUUUAUGGAAACUUUCAAGAUUAUGUUGUUUCCGUUGUACAAAGACAUGAGAACCUAUGUGUGCAGAAAUAAACCAACUGAUAUAAA